Molecule: messenger RNA, 864 nt
Organism: Lottia gigantea (owl limpet)
Lineage: Eukaryota; Metazoa; Mollusca; Gastropoda; Lottiidae
Exons: 4
Coding region: 1-864 (287 amino acids)
Cellular component (GO): membrane
Molecular function (GO): phosphatidylinositol bisphosphate binding
Source: RefSeq, a predicted model, not a curated record
AUGGCAGAAUAUGGAUGGGGUUUGUCAGAAAAGCUAAUUCGGAAGGCAAGAGAUGAGUUGAAUGAAAUAGCUGACAGAAGAGUGCUGGCCAUUGAUGAGGUCAGAGAUCAGAUGGAAACCAGACCUGAUAUCAAUUUUUUGAGACAAGACGAUGUGUUUAUUUUGAGAUUUUUACGUGCACGGAAAUUCAACACGGAAGAAACGUUCAAACUUUACGCCAGAUAUUUUGAAUACCGACAAAAUAACAAAAACUUAUUCAAAGGAUUCCAGGCGUCGGAAAAAGGUGUGAAGGAAGCGCUGAAUGAUGGUCUUCCAGGAGUGCUACCAAAUUGUGAUUAUCGUGGACGAAGAAUUCUGUUGUUGUAUGCCGCCAAUUGGGAUAAUUCUCGCUACGGUCUUGCCGCCAUUUACCGUGCAAUUCUGUUAACGUUAGAAAAACUUAUUGAUGAGGAAGAGGUUCAGAUUAAUGGAAUUACAGUCGUAGUGGAUUGGAGUCAGUUUACCUUUAAACAGUCCACUUGGUUGAAUCCUAAAGUGUUAAAACUCAUGAUUGAAGGUCUUCAGGAUUGUUUUCCAGCCCGGUUUGCCGCCAUUCAUUUUGUCAACCAGCCCUGGUAUAUAGAGGCCAUCUUUAAAUUACUGCGUCCCUUUUUAAAAGAGAAAAAUAGAAAUAAGAUUGUUAUGCAUGGUAUAAAUCUAACAACUCUACAUCAACAUAUUAGUAAAGAAGUUCUUCCAGCUGAACUUGGUGGGAUGCAGCCACCAUAUAACAACCAGUCCUGGGCUCGACAGCUGAUAGGGGACGAAUCCUUCAGUUUUGGUGAUCAGCAUAUUUAUUGGCCCAAUAUCACCCAAUUAAAGUAA